This is a messenger RNA of Syzygium oleosum, 845 nucleotides long. RefSeq lists its product as uncharacterized. The transcript has 3 exons. NCBI's taxonomy places the organism in Eukaryota, Viridiplantae, Streptophyta, Magnoliopsida, Myrtales, Myrtaceae. Gene Ontology annotation, cellular component: chloroplast envelope. Bases 147 to 563 code for a protein of 138 amino acids. The record is from RefSeq and is a predicted model, not a curated record.
GCGAAUAUCCUCCACCCGCAACCAAACAGGGGGGAAAAACCUCGGCCAUCCUCUCUUAUCGUCGUCAUCAUCUUCUUCUUCAUACCAGAAGCAAAUGAGAUAACGAGAGAAACGCCCCCCAAGUUUCACGAAGAAGACGAAGAAGGAUGACCAAGGCGAAGAAGCAGCUGCUUUCCAAAGCCCCAUGGAGGGUGGAGGAAGACGACCAGUCGGACAAGUUCAAGGACGCGAAGCUCAGGGUCACGAGCCAGCCCGGGCAGACCCCGACCAUGCACGUCCCCCGCAAGAAGAGCAAGCCCGGCGACGCCGGCGAGGAAGAAGACGAUUCUGCUCUCGAUCCCGAGCUCCGCUACAGCUUCCAGCGGAAUUUCAAGUUCCUUCAGCGGGUAUUUAGCAUUGACACCAUUGUCAAACCUCUUCCACCUGCCAUGGCGUACAAUGUCUCCAGGAAUCUAAGCUUCUUUACGCGUAUUUUCACUCAGUUCUUUGACCCAGAAGGAAUUGCGAAUGCGCAGAAAUCGCUUGGUAUCGGACAAGAAGAAAAAGCUCGCCGUGUUCGUUGAACAUACGGUGAUAGGAUUCAGCACUCGAUGAAAACCAUCCUUGCUACAAUUUGGUUUGAUCCCGGGUUUCAACUGGGAUGUCGAGUUUAUGAUGGUAAACUGUAGCAGGAACAGUCCUUGAGCUUUCUGAGCUAGAUACGUGAAAUUUUUGUAAUAGACAAGAAGCACAUGCAAUUCUGUACCUUUUCUGCAGGACCUGUUGACACAUGUACUUUUUCAAAGUUGUGUAUCCUGAGACUCUUCCAUUAUUUGCAAAAUUGCUCCUGGAAGCUUGGAAAACAA